AUGUGUCAAUCAUGGUCCUACUGUAACCCAAAGAAAUCCAGAAAGGCACCUUCUUUGUAUGAGUUCCAAGCAGGCCUGGACACUGUGAGCGAGACAGUGCCCCUGGCGAAAAGUCACAAGAACUAUGGAACCAAAUCAGGGAAAAGUCUGAAGAAGGCCGAACACAACAAGAAGUCGCACAAUGAGUCGACGAAGAGCCUUCAGCCAUCAACCAAGAAGAUCAAGACUCAUGAUCCAAAGGGACCCGAGCCAUUGCUUCUCAACCCGACGUUGAAAGAUGCAAAAGCAUAUCUGGAUGCUCGUCGAAGCACUCUUCCCCGGUUCUUCUUCCGUGGCUUUCACGCUGGCUCCGGAGGCGGUAUCCCCGGACUGAACAACAAAAAAGGCAUCACUCCGCACGGAUUUCUCAGAGGACAGACGCCUACCACCAUGUAUGCCAUUAAAAAUGUCCAUCAUAUGAUUCAUUACCACCUAUCUGGGGUCGUUGGGAAUAGUCACUUCAGUUCGUGGUCCGCUGAUCUGCACACUGCUCUUGGCUACUCUGGUGCCCACGGGGGUAAGAGGUACGGAAGGCAUAUCGCCGUGCUUGAUACUCGGCUCCUGGAGCCUCACGUGGAGGUGUACCACACUGAGGAUUUGCGCGAUGCUGGUCUGUCCAACCAAGCUUACUCUUAUGAGUGGUUGAUAUACGGACCUAUCACCGGGGUCGCUUAUCGGUGUGCAUCUGUCGACGCGAUGGAAAAUAUCGGCUUGCCCAUCAUAUACACCAUCACCGCCCGCCCAGCAAAACUAAUGACGACAGAAGCCGCCGUCGUGACUGCAAAGAAGGUUGGCGAGCUGUUUCGACAUGAUCAAGACAAGAGCCCGGAUGUGAUCUUGGCCGUAGCGGCUGCUGUGCUAGGCCUGCAUUUUCGCCGCCUAGGGCAGCGCGGACUCGAGCCAGGAGUGAUCGACUCAGCAGCCAGGCUUUGGGCACACGAGCUCAGGACACUGAAGAAGCCAAAGUUGCCCACUAUUGGCACCGGCAUAUUGGCCAAUCCGCUGACUCCAACGAGGAACCUCCCGGGGCUGGAACUCAUGGUUGACCUGCUUAUUGCCCUCGAACAGAGAGCUAUUCAAGCAGGAGCGCAGUCAACGCCCGUGGUUAUCGAUCUUACCAACGAAGUCGACGAUGAUGAGUACAUCAAUUUCUUGAUGCAUGGAGCUGUUGGAAAUGAGGCAAAGUCCGACUCGGGUUAUAUCGACCUUACUAAGGAAGAGGACGAUGGCGUUCACAAAGUCACAAAGAAAUUCCAUGGUCUGCGUGGAGGAUGA
This is a messenger RNA of Pestalotiopsis fici W106-1, 1314 nucleotides long. RefSeq lists its product as uncharacterized. The transcript is spliced from 2 exons. NCBI's taxonomy places the organism in Eukaryota, Fungi, Ascomycota, Sordariomycetes, Amphisphaeriales, Sporocadaceae. The record is from RefSeq and is a predicted model, not a curated record. Bases 1 to 1314 code for a protein of 437 amino acids.